UCCUGUGCUGUGCUGUGCUGUGAGCACUGCUGCAGGGAGCUGUGAGGGGGCCAUGGGCAAGCUGGGAAGCCAUAACAUGAAUGCAGUGACCUAUGAUGAUGUGCAUGUCAACUUCACUUGGGAAGAGUGGACUUUGCUGGAUCUUUCCCAGAAGAAUCUCUACAAAGAUGUGAUGCUGGAGACCUACUGGAACCUCACUACUGUAGGAUACAGUUGGGAAGACCAUAAUAUUGAAGAACAUUGUGAAAGUUCUAGAAGACAUGAAAGGCAUGAAAGAAGUAGUAGUGGAGAGAAGCCUUCUGUAUAUACUCAAUGUGUUAAAGCCUUUGCAUUUGACAGUCAUCUUCAAAGGCAUGAAAGAACACAUACUGGAGAGAAACUCUAUGAAUGUAAACAAUGUGGUAAAGCCUUUGCACAUAACAGGAAUCUCAGAAUACAUAAAAGAACACAUACUGGAGAGAAACCUUAUGAAUGUAAUCAAUGUGGUAAAGCCUUUGCACAUAACAGGAAUCUCAGAAUACAUGAAAGAACACAUACUGGAGAGAAACCCUAUGAAUGUAAUCAAUGUGGUAAAGCCUUUGCUUAUCACGUUAAUCUUCAAGUGCAUGAAAGAACACAUACUGGAGAGAAACCCUAUGAAUGUAAUCAAUGUGGUAAAGCCUUUGCACAUAGCAGGAAUCUCAGAAUACAUAAAAGAACACAUACUGGAGAGAAACCCUAUGAAUGUAAUCAAUGUGGUAAAGCCUUUGCACAACACAAUAAACUUCAAAUACAUAAAAGAACACAUACUGGAAUGAAACCCUAUGAAUGUAAUCAGUGUGGUAAAGCCUUUGCUCAUCAUGCUAAUCUUCAAGUGCAUAAAAGAAUACAUACUGGAGAGAAACCCUAUGAAUGUAAUCAAUGUGGUAAAGCCUUUGUACAACACAAUCAACUUCAAGUGCAUAAAAGAACACACACUGGAGAGAAACUCUAUGGAUGUAAUCAAUGUGGUAAAGCCUUUGUUCAUCACAGUACUCUUCAAAGGCAUAGAAGAACACAUACUGGAGAGAAACCCUAUGAAUGUAAUCAAUGUGGUAAAGCCUUUGCACAUGACAAAAAUCUCAGAGUACAUAAAAGAACACAUACUGGAGAGAAACCCUAUGAAUGUAAUCAGUGUGGUAAAGCCUUUGCACAGCACAGUACUCUUCAAAUGCAUAAAAGAAUACACACUGGAGAGAAACCCUAUGAAUGUAAUCAGUGUGGUAAAGCCUUUAUAUGUCAUAGUUAUCUUCAAAGGCAUGAAAGAACACAUACUGGAGAGAAACCUUAUGAAUGUAAUCAGUGUGGUAAAGCCUUUGCACAGCACUGUACUCUUCAAGUGCAUAAAAGAACACAUACUGGAGACAAACCCUAUGUAUGUAAUCAGUGUGGUAAAGCCUUUGCAUGUAUCAGUAGUCUUCGAAAUCAUGAGAAAAUGACAUAUUGCAGAGAAACCCUGUAAAUGUAGUCAGUGUGGUAAAGUUUUGCAGUUUAUACAGGAGUAAAGUUUUUUAUGUAACAUCAUUCUGUUAAAGCCAUACAUAUUACAAUAGUCUUUGAGUACCUGAAAAAAAAUCAUGAGAGCUUCUUAUUAUUUGGGAAGAUCUUUAUCCAAUACACUUGCAUUCAGUUACACAACAGUAUUCUGUAGAAAAAAAAUUGAUGUCAACAAUCUGUUCAAACAUUAUUAUGUCCAUUUUUAUAUUGUUUGUACCUGCAAACUUAUAGAAAAAUUAAUUUAUAAAGCUCUACAUGUAGCGUAAAAGGGCCAGCCAAUGAAACACACCCUGACCCUGAAACCACAGCCAAAGAAGCAUACUUUGUCCUUGAAACCAGAGCCAAAAGGUUAAAAAAGGCCAGUGAAUGAAACACACUUUGGCCCUGAAAACAGAGCCAAAGAAACACACACUACCCCUGACCAACUGAGCACGAAACCAACCAAUGCCUUAGCAGGAAUUCUGGAUCUAGGCACCCAAACCCCUACAAACCUAAGCUGAGACAACCCUACUCAACCUGACAACCAGCCAAUCACCAGAAUGCUUGGCCAUUCAGGCUGAAAGGCAAUAAAGGAAAUAGAAAAUAAAGGAACAAAAGACCCAUCCAACAGAGACAUCACAAGAAGCAACACCUAUACCUGUAAUUAUCCCAAACCCAGAUGGGUAAAUGACAGUGUAAGAAUAUAUUCAACAACAUAAAGGGCAAUAUGGCACCACCAGAACCUAGUGGUCCUACCACCCCAACUCAGAUAAAGUAGAAGAAAACAACUGUAAAAAUAACUUUAUGAAGAUGAUAGAGGCCCUUAAAGAGGAAAUGAAAAAUUCCCUUAAAGAAAUUAAGGAAACAAUAAAGAAGAAAUUGGAAGAAAUAAAUAAAUCCCUCAAAAAAAAAAAAAAAAACAAAGAAGAAGCAAUCAAACAGGUGACAGAAACAGUUCAAGACCUGAAAAUUGAAAUAGAAGCAAUGAAGAAGACACAAACUGAGGGAAUGCUGGAAAUGGAAAAUCUGAGUAAACAAACAGGAACUACAGAUGCAAGCAUAACCCACAGAAUACAAGAGAUUUCCAGAGAAUCUCAGGAAUGGAGGAUAUCAAUAAAGAAAACAGAUUCAUCAGUCAAAGAAAACACUAAAGCCAAAAAAGUCAUAAUACAAAAUGUCCAGGAAAUCUGGGACACCAUGAAAAGACCAAACAUAAUAAUAGGGAUAGAAGAAUACCAGCUCAAAGGCACAGAAAAUAUAUUCAACAAAAAUCAUAGAAGAAAACUUUCCCAACCUAAAGAAGGAAAUGCCUAUGAAGAUACAUAGAAGCUUACAACGCACCAAAUAGACUAGACCCACCAAAAAAGUCCUCUUGUCACAUAAUAUUGAAACCACUAAACAUACAAAAUAAAGAAAGAAUAUUAAGAGCAGUAAAGGAAAAAGGCCAAGUGACUUAUAAAGACAGACCCAUCAGAAUAACACCUGACUUGUCAAUGGAGACUCUGAAAGCCAGACGG
Messenger RNA from Peromyscus eremicus (cactus mouse), 3011 nucleotides. RefSeq names its product ring finger protein 212 (gene Rnf212). NCBI's taxonomy places the organism in Eukaryota, Metazoa, Chordata, Mammalia, Rodentia, Cricetidae. Gene Ontology annotation, biological process: homologous chromosome pairing at meiosis; reciprocal meiotic recombination; protein sumoylation. Gene Ontology annotation, molecular function: RNA polymerase II cis-regulatory region sequence-specific DNA binding; SUMO transferase activity; DNA-binding transcription factor activity. Gene Ontology annotation, cellular component: synaptonemal complex. Bases 53 to 1480 code for a protein of 475 amino acids. The record is from RefSeq and is a predicted model, not a curated record. The transcript has 4 exons.